Messenger RNA from Aspergillus saccharolyticus JOP 1030-1, 1641 nucleotides. Its product is annotated as putative general amidase. The transcript is spliced from 3 exons. The coding region runs from base 10 to 1641 and encodes 543 amino acids. The record is from RefSeq and is a predicted model, not a curated record. NCBI's taxonomy places the organism in Eukaryota, Fungi, Ascomycota, Eurotiomycetes, Eurotiales, Aspergillaceae.
AAGCCCAACAUGACUAGUACUAUUCCUACCUGGCAACAGAAAGUCCAAGCCAAACAGGCCGCAGCGGCAGCCAAAAUCCCGGCCGAAUGGCGACUGCCCGCCCACCUCCUGGCCACCGCCGACCCCGUGUCUCCAGAGAACGUCCUGUCGGUGCCCCGCGAUUGUGGCCUCUUGACCGAGCGCGAACUCGCCAUCACCGAGACCGUCGACGCCACCGCACUACUGGCCCAGAUCGCUGCCGGUAAAUACUCCGCCGUGGAGGUGACGACUGCCUUCUGCAAACGCGCGGCCAUCGCCCAGCAGCUCACAAACUGCCUGACGGAGACCUUCUUCGAUCAAGCCCUGAUCCGAGCGCAGGAGCUAGACACGCAUCUAGCGACGACAGGCCAGCCAGUCGGCCCGCUACACGGUCUACCUAUCAGUCUGAAGGACAUGCUGCAUGUAGCGGGCGUCGCCUCCACUCUAGGAUAUGUCUCCUUCCUGGACCGACCCCCUGCCACCGCCAACAGCCCGCUCGUGGACGUGCUUCUUGCAGCCGGGGCAGUCGUCUACGUCAAGACCAACAUCCCCCAAACCCUAAUGACGGCGGACUCGCACAACAACGUCUUCGGCCGCGUGCUCAACCCUCACCGCCGCACGCUCACCGCUGGGGGUAGUUCCGGGGGCGAGAGCGCGCUGAUCGCGCUCCGCGGCUCCUUGCUGGGGGUGGCGUCCGAUAUCGCGGGCUCGAUUCGCAUCCCCGCGCACUGCUGCGGGCUGGUUGGCUUCAAACCCUCGAUGGGACGAGUCCCGUACUCUGGUAUCUUGAAUGCGGGAAAACCGGGCUACCUCUCAGGGAUCUCGGCGGUAGCGGGACCGAUCUGCCACUCCAUACGCGAUGCCACUCUCUUCCUGCAAACCGUUUGUAAUGUGCGCCCGGAUGACUUUGAUGAUGUCGCACUGGGUAUACCCUGGACUGUACCCAGCAUCAGCGACAAGCUUCGGAUUGGGCUCUUCACGGCCGACCCUAAGCUUCCGUUGCACCCGAAUAUCGCACGCACCCUUCAUCGGGCAGCCGAAAAGCUCGCGGCAGCUGGUCAUGAGAUUGUCGACAUUACCGCACAGCUACCUCUGAUGGAGGAGGCCAAUGACACCGCCUUCGGACUGUUCGGUCUUGACGCUGACCGGACCGCGAUCUCUCAUCUGACUGCGGCGGGGGAGCCACUUGUUCCUUCCUUGGGGAUUGUCAAUGGGGACAAGAAGCCGAACCCUGCGCCUACUCUGGAUGAUCUGUUCCGGCUAACCGCCAGGAAAGCAGAGAUCACCGCGCAGACGCGUCGAGUGUUCGUGGAGAAUAAGUUGGAUCUGAUUCUGGCACCGGCGUACCAGAGCUGCGCCUUGGUGCAUGAUAGAUACGCUCACGCGUGGUAUACAGUGUUUUGGAAUCUGGUAGAUAGCCCCAGCUGCGUGCUUCCGUUCGGCAAAUCGGAUGCACAAGCCGAUCGAGAGUGGGUGAGACAGGAUGUGAUAUAUCGGCCUCCCUAUCAACCAAAGGAGGUGGAGGGAGCGCCUUGUCAUGUGCAAUUGGUCGGACGGCGGCUGAGAGAAGAGGUGUUGGCCCGGCAGGCAGAGCUCGUAGAGGCGGUUUUGAAGGAUAACUAG